Fusarium pseudograminearum CS3096 is the source of this 1794-nucleotide messenger RNA. RefSeq lists its product as uncharacterized. The transcript has a single exon. The record is from RefSeq and is a predicted model, not a curated record. Bases 1 to 1794 code for a protein of 597 amino acids. Lineage: Eukaryota; Fungi; Ascomycota; Sordariomycetes; Hypocreales; Nectriaceae.
AUGCAUCUCCUCCGCAUCUCUGUCGCCAUCAAGGCAUUCGGCGUAGCUUUUCUCUCUGCUACUGCCAAUGCCGCGUCAGAUACUCCUCUUGAUCAUGCCAGUCUAAAGCUCCUCACCAAAUCCGCCGACUCACAAGUCCAAGGUGUUCUCGACAACAAGAAUGAGUCUCUAACCGGCUCGCCGAGAUCUCUCACCCGCGCUGUUCGUCAAUUGGUUGUGCCGUUCUUAUGGCCAAACUCGACGUACUUUCAUAAUGAGACUCUUGUUCCUCAUAUUGAGGAGAUGCUGGAAGUCCUUCAGAAAGUUCAGCAUGACGAUGGUACUUACACCGUCGGCAAUCGCCAUUCACCACCUGAUACCGGUUUCCUGAUUGAGGACUUUGGUAUCAUGGUGCGCAUUCUCGAAAAGGAUGAUCACAAAGCCUCGCAACCUUUCGCGGAUGUCAUCCGUGGUCUUCUCGUCAAAGCUGGACCUGGUCUGGCCAAGGGUGGUAUUCACACGCCAAACCACAGAUGGAAGAUUUGCAGUGCCCUGGCGCGUAUUUCUAGCAUCACCGAGAACGAGAGCUAUAUCAAGAGAAUUGAUGAGUGGCUUGCGGAAGGAAUCGACAUCGACGCUGAUGGCAUUUACUCUGAGCGGAGUCCCAAUUACUACUCGGCUGUGUCGAACCCUUCACUCUUGACCGUUGCUCACGAGCUCAACUACACCGACCUCAUCGAUUACGUCCGCAUGAACCUUGAACUAGCGAUCGAGCAUGCGGAACCCAACGGUGAAAUGGAAGUGAUCCAGAGCCGUCGCCAGGACCAAGCUCAGCCUCCUGUAGUCAACAUGGGUAACUUUUACCCUCAAUUCCGCGAGCUCGCUCUCCUCGAUAACAACGGCCGCUUUGCUGCCAUGGCCCGUCUGAUUGAAGAACUUGUCGGUCCUCAAUUGGGUGAUUUCCUGGCCAACAUCAUGGAGCGUCCUGAACUCGGCGCCCAACUACCUGACCCAGAAGACCCAUUCGUCGACUUUGAGAAGCACUACAAGUCAGCUGGUCUUGUACGCGCACGACAUGGAAACCUGACAGUCUCUGCUUUCGGUGGCUCAGAUUGGUAUAUCGAUGGAAAGAAAGCCGAAUUCUACAACCGUAUGGGUUCAGGUCUUUCCACCAACCCAACCAUGUUCCGCGCGUGGAACGGAAAAGCUGUUCUUGACGCCAUUCGUCUCAGCCCCAAUUUCUUCAGCAUGGGUCAUUUCCGAUCUAACGGAGUCAAUGUGUCUGACGAUGGCGUCAUCAACCUGGGAAGCGAGAUCGAGGUCCCAUAUUAUCUCCCUAUGCCAUCUGAGCGCCGUGACGAGAAUGGUACAUACAAGCUAUCUCGUUCCGUAGACGGUCGUUUCUACGCUAUGGCCGACUUUGAGAACCGUCCUACAAGCAUGCGCCGUCUCAAGACAGAGGUCGAAAUCAGCCCUACUAAAGCAGGCUAUGAUCUCAACUUCCAGGUCACUGGCGAGGAUGAUGUGGAGCUCACCUUUGAACUGACGUUCCGGGAGGGCGGAAAGUUCAAGGGAGUGAAGGAGUUUGUUGAUAGCGACAAUACCACUAUUUAUCGCCUUGCGGAAGGAAAGGGAGAGUAUACUAUGGGCGAUGACAAGAUUACCUUUGGGCCUGGAAAUGGCAUGGGGGUGAUUCAGAAUGAUGCUGGAGAGCAGUAUAGCUGGCAUGGAGGCAACUUGACGUUGCAGGGAAGUCAUGUGUAUAUCACUGGUGUGACGCCUUUGAACUACACACUCAACCUGGGCUUUGCUUAA